AUGGCAGACGAUCUACCAGGCGACUUUGACGUGAUCGUAUUGGGCACAGGGAUGCCUGAGAGUAUUCUGGCUGCAGCUUUGUCCAGAGUCGGCCAGAAAGUGUUACACAUCGACAGGAAUGAAUACUACAGUGGACAAUGGGCUUCUUUUAAUCUAGAAAAUAUUAACAAAUGGAUGAAAGAGGUGACAGGUGAAUGUGACCUAGAACACCCCACCAUACAGGAGGAUACACUUUUACAGCCUGGGGAGACCCUGUCAAGAUUAGACUUGUCAGUAAAUGACAAAACCUACUUCAAUAUAACCUCAGAAUACCAUGUCAGUGACGAAGAAAAGGUUUUGGAUAAAGCUGAUCCAGCAAAGGAAAGUGACAAGGAAAAAACAGAUGAAUCUAGUCAAGAUGAGGCAAAAGGAAGCAAAGAAAAUGAUCACUCUAACAAAGAUUUGUCAUCUCCACCAGGAGAGGAAAAUGAAGAAUCUGAAUCUAACAAAGAACCAGCGACAAUAACUGAACAAAAAGCUGAUGGUACCAGUGAUAAAUCUCCUAGUAAGGAAAAUACUACAGAGAAAGCUGAGGGAAGGGAAAGUAAGAAACCACAGCCAUGGACAGCUUCUAAACUAAAGAUGGAGUGGCGUAAAUUUAACCUCGACUUAGCACCCAGGUUGCUGUAUUGUGCAGGAAACAUGGUGGAAUUACUGAUAUCCUCUGAUAUAGCUAAGUACUGUGAGUUUAGGACUGUGACAAGGGUCCUGACCUUCAUCAAGGACAAACUAGAGAAGGUUCCAUGUUCUCGGGCUGAUGUGUUCAGUAGUAAAGAGGUAUCCAUGCUGGAGAAACGAAUGCUGAUGAAACUACUCACCUUCUGUGCUGAUUAUACUAACCAUGAACACCAGUACAGAGAUUUUGCAGAUAAACCUUUUAAGGACUUCUUGAAAUCACAAAAGUUGACUGAAAAUAUAUGCCAUUUUGUACAACAUUCCAUUGCCAUGGUAACAGACACCAUGACAACAACAGAGGGGUUAGCAAGAACAAAAAAAUUCCUACACUCACUCGGUCGCUAUGGAAACACAGCUUUCCUAUGGCCCCUUUAUGGCAGUGGAGAGCUCCCACAGAGCUUUUGUCGGAUGUGUGCAGUGUUUGGUGGAGUUUACUGCUUACGUACUGCUAUUAGUGCUGUCAUAUAUGGUGAGAACAAAUGUAAAGGAGUUGUUCUGACGAAUGGACAACGAAUUAACUGCAGGUAUUUAAUCAUGGAAUCAUCAUAUGCCAACAAAGAAGACAUGAAAUAUCAGGCAAAACGACAUGUGAAUCGAGGCAUUUUUAUCACAGAUAGGUCAGUUUUACCUACCAAAGAUCAACAGCUGUCAUUGAUGCACUUACAAAAUUCUGAUGAUGGAAAUCGACCCACAGCAGUACUAGAACUGCCCUCAUCAUCCAUGACUUGUCCACAAGGCCUAUAUGCUGUACACAUGACGAGGCCAGGAUCAGGAGAUUUCCAUCCCCGAGAGGAUCUGAGGACUGUCACAAACUUGUUAUUUGAUCCAUCAGAUGAUGAUAAGCCUAAUGUUCUGUGGUCCUUGUACUUCAGUCACACUUAUUAUGAAGAUUUAGAAAGAGGGGAGGCCACUCCUGAUAACAUUAUAUUGUUGCCGGGACCUGGGCCAGAAAUAGACCUUAAUGAUGUUGUGACUCAGACCCGUCAGAUCUUUGCUGACAUAAUGCCAGAUGAGGAAUUCCUGCCACGACCUCCAGCCCCAGAGGACAUUAUCUAUGUGGACGAGAAUGAGGCUACAGUUGGGGAAAAUAAACAGCAAUCAGAUUUCACGGACAGCAGUGAUACAAAAGACAAUGGUACUGAGGGUAACAAAGAUACAGAGGAGCUUAAAACCAUUCAAUCAGACAAGUCAGCAUCGAGUGAAGACAGUGAUAUCAAGGACGCUGUUACCAAUGGUAACAAAAAUACAGAAGAGGUUACAGCCAUCCAAUUAGACACAGCAAUACCAGAAGAUUCCAAAGUUAUCCAAUCAGACAGUAACAUUCCAGAUAAAUCAGAAGAUGUAAGUGAACUAAAAGAUUCCAAUUGAAGGGACCAGAUGAUGGUGUACAAGGAGCAGCAGUGUUUAAUGACUGAGUACAGUCCAGGUUCUUGCAGUACAACUUGUACUUGGACUCAAAUUCAUAUGUACGGUGGUAAAUGAGCUUCAUUAUUAUGUUCAUCCCCUCUGUUCCUUAAUAUGCAAGGCUGUUUAAAUUUGCUUCACCUAACCCCACGUUUGUGGUCUCAUGCUUUUCUUUAAGUCCCAUAAUGUGUUCUAAUUGAGGUAAAACCCUUGGUUACUAUCCACUAUUCCAGGCUGGGUCAGGAUAGUCAAUCCUCCUGUGGUAAUCUGUAGGAGAUUAUUAUUGGGAGGCAUUUCUGGUCUGGUUCAUCAUGAUAGAUGCUUUCAGAAAAUUGUAUUUGUAUUUAUGUGAUAAGACUGUGCUUAAGAUAAAUAAGAAAAUGAAAUUAUGUUCAAAUUAAGCAGAAUUAUUGACAGGGGAGACAACUGGUUUUGUCAGGUUCUUGCAAUAAGUGGUGUGUCUGUAUAUUGUUGUGUCAGGUAAUAUAUAAAAAUGAUGUUGUGUAUAUUAUGAUGUUAUUGAUAAUCUUUCAUAUUUUGUUUCAGCAAGAAAAUACAGUUAUUUUGUAUACCUGAUACUGACAAUUUUGGCAUUAUCAUGCUAGUUGGUAUGUGAAUGCUUUGAAUAUAUACAGGCACUGAACUGGGUAAGGGUCUGAAUGCUUCAAAAUCUGCUGUUUGAGGCAGUCGCUCUUCAUUACAUGAUAAAUCUUAUAAACAUUAUAUUUAUUAUAUGUUAACUAAUUAACCAUAUGAAGAACAUUUAACUCAUUAAAAUAUUGUAAAAUUUUAACACAAUACCAUCCUCCUAUACGUGUGUAGAAGAGAAGAAUUAUUCACUUGUUGUCAAUGACUUUGAGUGACAUUGUAGAGGCUAAAUGAUUACUGACUUUAGUGACUAAAGUAUUUUAUGGUGUUACGCUGCAUAGAUCAACUACAAAAAGUAGAUGUGAAUAUCAGGUUACAUAUAAGAGAAAGACUCCAAAUAUUAGCAUGUCAAUGCUUAACUGCACAUGAUUUUGUGAGUUGGUUGACAAGGUUUUAUGUCCUUUACAUUAGUUCAUUGGAGUUCAAUGUGUGUGAGGGAGUAAGGGGACUUUAUCCUUGCCUCAUUGUCAUAGUCCUGUCUAUUUGGCAUGUUGUGAGAGUCAAAUGGAUCUUUUGAAUGGCCUGGCACACAGCAUAAUGCAAUGAACCCCACAGGUUUGUCAAGGAAACCGUCUUCUGUCUGAUGCUAUUGCUCCAGUGAUGCACAGGAUUUUAUUACUGUAUUCCUUUACUGAGUCAGGUAAUAUUGGUAACCAUGCAGCCUCUCUGUUCCAUACCAGUAGUGUUACCAAUUUCCCCAUUGUAAGGCUUUUUAAAUCAUGUUAAUAAAUAUGAACUAAAA
Molecule: messenger RNA, 3508 nt
Organism: Ylistrum balloti
Lineage: Eukaryota; Metazoa; Mollusca; Bivalvia; Pectinida; Pectinidae
Product: rab proteins geranylgeranyltransferase component A 2-like
Exons: 17
Coding region: 1-2082 (693 amino acids)
Biological process (GO): intracellular protein transport; protein geranylgeranylation; small GTPase-mediated signal transduction
Cellular component (GO): cytosol; nucleus; cytoplasm
Molecular function (GO): GDP-dissociation inhibitor activity
Source: RefSeq, a predicted model, not a curated record